UGUCCAAUUACAGCUGUAUCCCAACUCCAGAGGCAACCGCUUCCCAGAUACAACCGGUACCAUCAUCACUCCAACCGACGCUGAAACCUGCAAAAGCGAAACCACGUUAACCGGUUCCCUUACCCCCUAUCCCUGGCAGAUAUAAGGAAACGCAAGCACGCUCGAACGACCCAAUGCUCCACCACAAAAUAACUCACCAACAACCGCAAACACAAACACAGACCCUUCCCUUCCUUCCUCCCUCCCUCAUUCCCUUCUUCAAUUUCAUCAACACAACCAUCAAUUUCAUCAACCAUCGCAUAAUAAUAGUAUUAUCAUGAUAGCCGUGGCCCGAAAGGACAUGGACCGGAUCAAGGGCCCGUGGAGCCCGGAGGAGGACGAGGCCCUUCAGAAGCUUGUGGAGCGGCACGGGCCCAGAAACUGGUCGCUCAUCAGCAGGUCCAUUCCGGGCCGGUCUGGGAAGUCAUGCAGGCUUCGGUGGUGCAACCAGCUGUCGCCCCAGGUCGAGCACCGGGCCUUCACACCGGAAGAGGACGAGACCAUUAUUCGGGCCCAUGCCCGGUUUGGUAACAAGUGGGCCACCAUUGCGCGCCUCCUCUCGGGCCGCACCGAUAACGCCAUCAAGAAUCACUGGAACUCAACCCUAAAACGCAAGUGCGCGUCCUUCAUGAUGGCGGGUGAUGAAGCCGUCGCCGUGAGUCCGAGGCCGCUCAAGCGAUCCUUCAGCGCCGGCGCGGCGGUGCCUCCUCCCGGAAGCCCCUCCGGAUCCGAUUUCAGCGAGUCCAGCGCUCCCGGCGUGGUCUCGGUCUCUCCUUCGCACGUGUUUCGCCCCGUGCCGGUUCGGCCGAUUGUUGAAACGGCGUCGUCGCAAGACGAUGCCGACGAUGCCGGACCCGCGACUUCGCUGUCGCUGUCUCUUCCCGGUGUGGAGUCGGCGGAAAUUUCAAAUCGCGCAACUACGGUGCCGGUGAUGCCGGUGAAUACCGUUGCGGCUCCGGCACCGGUUCCGGCGGAGGUUGGAUUGGGAGCGUUGAAUUUGAGUGGAGAGUUUAUGGCGGUGAUGCAUGAGAUGAUAAGGAAGGAGGUGAGGAGUUACAUGGAGCAGCAGAAGAAUGGGAUGAUGUGUUUUCAGGGUAUGGAAAUGAUGGAAGGGUUUAGGAACGUGUCGGUGAAGCGAAUUGGGAUUAGCAGGGUGGAUUCGUAAUUAUUAUGACCUAUUUAGUGUUUUCACAAAAUGAGGUUUAUUAAGAACUUCGAUCAAGGGAGGGAAGAGAGAAAAAAAAAAAAGAAGGAAGCUGUUUUCCUUUUUAAUUUUUAUUUUUAGGGAAUAAUAAUAUUGGAUAGUGUACAGUGGGAACGAGACGAGAGAAGACAAGAGUAGUAGCAUGGAAUGGAAUGAUGGAAAGUGAAAUUUCAUGGCAAAUUUGAAAUUUCUUUGGCUUGUGUUCUGAACCUCUUUGGAUUAUCCUGUGCUUCAGGGUCUAUUUAGUUUGGAAAAGACAUAAAAAUGAGGGGUUAGAUGGAGAAAAAGGAAAGGGUAGGAUUUAAAAAAUUGAAUGAAAUAUCCUCAAAUUUUCAAUAUUGAGUUCAUUUUACUUUCAUAUCUGCAGAAGCAUGAUGUAAAUAUUUGUUUUCGUUCAAAUCCAAAAUUAGCAAAUAGUGUUUUAGUGCAGCAA
Messenger RNA from Glycine soja, 1676 nucleotides. Its product is annotated as transcription factor MYB44-like. The record is from RefSeq and is a predicted model, not a curated record. Gene Ontology annotation, molecular function: DNA-binding transcription factor activity, RNA polymerase II-specific; RNA polymerase II cis-regulatory region sequence-specific DNA binding. Lineage: Eukaryota; Viridiplantae; Streptophyta; Magnoliopsida; Fabales; Fabaceae. Gene Ontology annotation, biological process: regulation of DNA-templated transcription. Bases 317 to 1204 code for a protein of 295 amino acids. The transcript has a single exon. Gene Ontology annotation, cellular component: nucleus.